UGCAUUCGUUUCUCCGUUCUGACACAGAAUAUUCAAAAAUAUCAGCAGUGCUCCACCUACCACUUCCGCUUUUAAGCCACAGUAGUUUGCAGUGUUUUUCGCACAUCUACUUUCAGUUUAGCGACUAUCACCAACAGACAGAUUGUUUGCUUGUUUGGACAUGAUGUUGUUCUCUUCCAUAGUCUUGGUUGUGUCUUUGUUGACCUGUCAGAGUGGCCUCCAUGUGUCCGGCUGUGAUUACAACUGUACAGAUAAACCUGUGUUCACUCCAUCCAGUCUGGUAGUGAAGUAUGGAGACCCGACCUCUGCUACAUGUGUUGCUUGUAAUAAUUCCUGCCAGGACACCGUAUCUGGUUUGGAAAAAUCUCAGGGAGUGGUAACAGAAAAUGGAACUACGUUGGUGUGGACCGUUGACAGAAUAACUGAAUGGGACUCAGCUCUGACGUGUUAUUACAGCACUGCUGAUAAACAGUGUUGUACUGACCUGGAUGUAACUGUCUACCAGCCUCCAGAACAUGUGUCCAUCAGCUUUGUACAUCACACUGGGCCGAUGGUUGAGGGUCAUCAGUACCAGCUGCAGUGUACCGUGGAGAACGUAGCUCCUGCUAAACACCUUGUUGUGACCUUCUACAGAGGAGAGAUAGUCCUGGAUAAACUUCAGUCUAAAAGUAGUGAACCCUAUAAACCAGUGACUGAAACCUUCACUCUGAACAUCACCGUUAGUAAAGAAGAUAAUGGAGCUCAGUUCUGGUGUGAAGCCAAACUAGAACUGGGACCUGAAGGACCACAACCCCCUCCAGUGGUGAAAUCAGAAAACAUCACUGCAACAGUCAACUAUGGACCUAAGAUACUAGUUUCAGCAAAUGAAAACAUUCAAAUCACAGAAGGAGACACUCUAAGUCUGAACUGUUCGUCUGAAGGAAACCCCAGCCCCUCAUACUCCUGGAAGCUCCCGGGGGGAAGAGCUUCCUCCUCCAGCGACAGCGUUUUCAUCAUCCAGUCUGUGGGCUCUGAUCAAGGAGGGAAUUAUGUUUGUACCGUCAGCAACAAAGUGGGGACUGACACUGUGAAUUUUUCUGUGGAUGUCCAAGCCGACCACUCAAUACUCAUCAUACUACUGGUAAUGGCAGGACUUGCCUUGUUAACCAUCGUACUGAUCGUAACAUACAGCUGUUUCUACAAACACACCCGAACGGGACAGUACAACAUGAAGACUUCACAGCAGGAGUCUCUAACGUGUAGCUCGCGAGCUACCAGUAGCUCACCGCCUCUUUCCAUGUAGCUCGCCAAAGGGCCAGUGAAUCGUACAUAAAUUUGAAAACUUAAUUUGGUCCCUCAGCAAAUCUACUUAAAGUUAUGUCCAAUCAGAAUUCACAGUCAUAGUUGCCCCGCCCCCUUCCAACACAAAAUGAUUAUUAGCCAAUUAGCUGUCAAUCAAAAACGUGAAGACACGUGAGUUUACGAUGGUGACCAGUGUAAACAACAAGCGGGUUAAAACGUACCAUUUUCACCAGUAGUGGGAGGCAGAAUUUUGUUUUACAAAUGUUAAUGACAAGUGUGUGUCUGAUCUGCGGUGCCAGCGUGUCGGUCGGUAAAAGGAGUAAUGUGGAGCGCCAUUUCACCAAAGUCCACGGCAACUUUUCACGGGACUUUGCUGCUGGUAGCAGCCUACUCAGAGACAAGAUAACGGAGCUGAAGACAACGCUGUUCACCAAACCAGCGAAAAAGGCCAAUUCAGCUACAGACACUUCUUUUAAAGUGGCGCACAUUUUAACGAAGCGCAAAAAGCUGUUCACCGAUGGCGGGAUCAUAAAGGAGGCCAUGACGCGGUCACUGAAAUGUUAUUCCGGGACCAUAAAAAUAAAACGGAAAUUUUGUCUGUUAUUGCCGAUGUACAACUUGGUGCCAAUACCAUGGCAAGGCGAGUGUCUGCGUUGUUUGCAGAUGCGGUAAAGCAGCUGGAAUCGAACAUAAACAGGUGCAAAUGGUUCUCUAUUCAGUGUCACUCACGCACAGACACCUUCUCUGCUUAAUAUUUAACUGAUCUGAACGACUUUUAUUGUGAUUGUAAAUUCUGUUCUUUGUGUGGAUUUCGCUAUUAAGAAUACACGGAUAUAUUUAUGAUUUAAAAUGUUGUGUUGGCUAAAGUUUUUGAUUCUUGGUUUGUAGAAAUUGUAAGUGAUCCAUAACAACAUUUAAUUUUCAGAUGUCUUCGUGCAUGUAAAUAGUUUUGUGAAGUGUGUUACGGUAAUGGACAUAUAUAACAAUGACAAGUGAAUAAGUAGCAAUAUCUGUAUCUGUAGUAAUAACAAUAACAAUGAUAAUAAUAUGAAUAAUUUUGUGACGUUUUAAUACAGAAUGUGAGACGUGGACAGUAACAUAUUGUGAAUGUUCAGGAAAAGAAAGCUUAAUGACUCAUGUUUGUUCAAAAUAAGCAAUGAGAACACAUGUUAGAAAACAUGAGUAUCUUUAUUAUAAUUUGAUUCUUGUUCCCUAUUUCCCUUAAUCAUUAUUGUUAAUUGCCAAGAACCUAAUUGAGCCCAACACCACCUUGAGCUCCAGUGGCAUUGUACCUGCAAAUAAUAAAAAAAAAAAUAUUAUGCGACCUCCCUGCACAAUUAUGUAUAUUAUUUAUGAAAACGUAUUUCUGAGCAAAUUAGCAGUCACACAUUUCAUUAUACUGUACCAUUUCAUUUCUGCUUUAUAAGGACCGACUCACCACAAUAUUAGGAAACAACUUCGUUUUAGCUAGCUUAGCUUAGCUAACGUUUGUGCUUCUUCCGGCAGACGAUGUCAGUUCUUAUGAAGCACAAGAUACAUUUAACGCCACAGGGUCCCAGAUGGAUAACCACAAGAGAGCAACAGACUUACUGCAGCGGGGGAGCUCCAGGUGAACUGGUUCCAUCUGUGUCAUCUUUGUGUAAUGACAGGCAGCAGCUGCAGCCGCCAUUAGUCUCAGCACCGUUUUUUAACCUGGAGGCGCGUUUACACUUUCCUAGCCACUCCCCCCUCCACAGCCAAAACCCCUUAAGUAAGUUGAAACUGAAAAACAAAUGCUGAAACAAAAACAAAUAAUAAUAAAAAAAAAACUGAAAACCAGUAAACUGAAAAAACUACAUCAUAUAAAGAUGGACAGCUUUUGUUACAAUGCCAAAGUUUAAAGUCAGAGUUGUGACUCCAUAUCAUAGCAGAUUCAGAGCAUGGCCUCUCCUGGUACGUGACGCAGGAAACAUUCACAGGAAAGGAAUAAGGGGCGUCUGCUUAUGCUUCUGCUUCCACGAACUAAGCCUGAACUUUCAAUCCUGUUGCUUGUGUGUGAACGUAUCACAUAUCUGUGAGUGCUUCUGGGAUUAAAAGUCAUUAGGCCAAAUUAGAGUCCACAUGUUCGUAAGAGUUCCUUGUCAGUGUCCCAGUUCGGUGCAGUUUUUUUCCUGUAAAUUAAAACCUGGAACUCAAUCACAAUUACUGGAUAUCUGCAGCGCUUCCCCCAGCUCACAUCUAAAAAUAACACUCAGAGGGAGUGGACCCUUUCUGUUUUCUGUUCUCUCUCAGAGCUCUGGGAUUUACCAUCAAGACAGCGGCAGCUUAUUUGCCCACAGAUCUAAUCGGACAUCAUGUUCUUCUCUUCCGUACUUUCAUUUUUUCCUCUAAUGAGCUCUCUGCAUGAUUUCCACGUGUCUGGCUGUGAUGGACCUAAGCUACUAGUGUCAGCAAAUGAAAACGUCCAGGGGAUGACCCAGGGGCGAUUAUAGUUUCAGAUCUUUAAGGGAAUGAAGGCCAAUAAAAAUAGACAACCCUGCCUAAUACACAACAUCAUUCUUCCUUUGUGUCUCCUUUUGGACUGAACAGACCCUGCAGACUCCAAUCUAUGCCACUUCACCUUGAGAGAGGCAAAUCUGACGAUUACUUUCUUUUGGCCUGUGGUCCUUUUCAGCCAAGUAUAUUUAGCUUGCAGGCAGUAUUAGUCUUACACCUUGGCUUUAACCUCAACACAUAUGCCUACCAAAAAUUUAACAACAGCACAACAGCUCCAGUCUCCACCAGAAGUGUAUUGUCACCCUGAAAGUGAAAUUACAUUUGCUACUCACUGAUAUGUAUUAUUGGCUCACUUUCCUGAAUAAACAAAUACACAAGCAUGA
This is a messenger RNA of Mugil cephalus (flathead mullet), 4139 nucleotides long. Its product is annotated as vascular cell adhesion protein 1-like. NCBI's taxonomy places the organism in Eukaryota, Metazoa, Chordata, Actinopteri, Mugiliformes, Mugilidae. The record is from RefSeq and is a predicted model, not a curated record. Gene Ontology annotation, biological process: cell adhesion. The coding region runs from base 161 to 1282 and encodes 373 amino acids. The transcript is spliced from 6 exons. Gene Ontology annotation, molecular function: integrin binding.